CGCCACGUUCUCUCUCUCUCUCUCUGUCCCUUCCCCCUCUCUCUCUCUCUCUCUCUCUCUCUCUCUCUCCAGCCUCCGCGCCGCCGCAAUGCACCGCCGCCUCCACCAGCCCCACGUUCCCUCCUCCGAAUCUCCCGCCCCUUCCGAAUCCUCCGACGACGCCAAGCGCGGCAAGAAGCGGGGCAGCUACAACUGCGGCCGCUGCGGCCUGCCCAAGAAGGGCCACUCCUGCCACGCCGGCUCCUCCUCCGCCGACUCCGACUCCCCCUCCGCCGCCGUCGCCUCGUCCACUCCUGUCAGCGCCGCCGUCGCCGCCUCCUCGUCCUCGGCAUCCGCGUCCGCCCUCGCCCUCGCCCCGCCGUCGCUCUCCUCCUCCGCCCGCCCUCCCCAGCCGCCGCCCCUCCUCCCGCGCCACCCGAUCUCCCACCUCCGCCGCGCGCUUUCCUUCGACGACCUCGACGUCCGCCCCGACGAGGGGGAGGACUUCGACGACGUCGAGCCGGAUCUCGACGAGCGGGAGCAGGAUUUCGUGGACGGGGAUGCGGAUGCGGGCGGGUUGCCCGCGAGGUGCCUGUGGGAGGUCCUGAGGAGGCUGCCACCGGCGGAGCUGCUCGCGGCGGCCAGAGUGUGCAAGGGGUGGCGGGAGACCUCGAGGAGGGUGUGGAGGGCUGCCGAGGAUCUGAAGCUCAGCGUUCCUUCGAGAGCUCAGCUCUGUUUCGUCGGAUCGGUGUUGAAUAAGUGCCCUGGGCUCGUUAGACUGUCUCUGAGGAUGGAAAGUGAUGUAGAUGCGACAAUGUUAGCUUGCAUUGCGUUCUCAUGCCCUAACUUGGAGUCUAUGGAGAUCUCAACAUCCUCUACUGCUGUCAACCGGAUUACAGGAGAUGAAUUGGGUCGUUUUGUUGCUGACAAACGAUGCCUAACCUUUCUUAAAAUGGAAGGUUGCUCUAACCUUGGGGGUUUGGUUCUCAGCUCAUCAAGUCUUUCUACGCUCUGGCUUUCUGAUCUUUACUCCCUCUCGAAGAUGGUUUUUAACUGCCCCAACUUAAGAGAAAUCUCCUUGGAAUUUUCUCGCAAUGGAAAUGAUUGUACAGAUUUGAUUGCCAUGGUUGAUGGUUUGGGAAGGAGCUGUCCAAGAUUACAAAAUAUUCACAUUGCAUCGGUUCGGCUUUCCCAUGCUGUUGUACUAGCUCUCACAGCUUCAAAUUUAAGGGGUUUGCGGAUGCUCUCACUUGUGCUUGGAUCAGAAAUCACUGAUGCAUCUGUUGCUGCUAUUGCUUCAAGCUUUUCGGAUUUAGAAUUGCUUGAUCUCAGUGGGUCAAGCAUUAGUGACAGUGGCAUUGGGAUGAUAUGCAAUGUUUUUCCUGAAACGUUAUCAAGACUCCUACUUGCCCUUUGUCCUAACAUCUCUUCAAGUGGAAUUCAAUUUGCCACAGCUCAGUUGCCUCUUCUAGAACUCAUGGACUGUGGAAUGACCCUAUGUGAUGCUAAUGACGAAAGCCUCAUCUCUGAUGAAGCCAUCGACCAUGGGAUGGAGAAAAGGCCCAAUGGCAAUCUUCACCUUAUACACCAGAAGCUUAUUAUUAAGCAUAGCAAAUUGAAAAAACUCAGCUUGUGGGGUUGUAGCGGCUUAGAUGCCCUGUAUUUAAAUUGCCCAGAGUUGAACGACCUGAAUCUCAAUGCCUGUAAAAAUCUGCUCCCUGAUCGAUUGCUAAUUCAAUGCCCCAGUUUAGAGAAUGUAUAUGCAUCGGGUUGCCAAGAAUUGUUAAUAGAGGUUAUUCAAAACCAGGUCAACAACGAUUCUUUUCCUGUGGAAUGCCAUCUGCCCUAUAAACGUCUGGCGGAUGGUUCCAAGAGAAUUAGGGUUCCUCAUUUUCUGUGCCAACAGCAAUUUGAUGUUGAUAAGCAGAGAAGUAGGAGGCGGCUGUGUAAUGUGCUUGUAGAAUGAUUAUACAUGUGGAUAGUUUUGACAAUCGACAUGGUGACAGCUUCACUUAUUUGUUGUCAUAUUACUGCCGACUACCGAGGCCCUGUAGACCAACAACUUGUGGGUUCCCAACAUCAUUGCCGGUUGCUGAUGCCUCGUGGAAUUCUUUUAGGCGUUGCAUGGGCCCCCGAUCACUAUACUAGAAAACACUCUGGAGCUUAGCUUCAGCAGCAUAACUCCAUUCCAAAAUAAAGUUAUCACCUCAUGUAAUUUCUGUGCAAACUGUCUUUGGAUCCGGAGUCUCAUGCAAUGACUACUUUACUGAGAAUUUACAUUGGAGCAUAAACUGUUGCUGCUAAUAUUCAUCUGCUUUAAUAUCAGGGGUUAAGAGGAACUCUGCAAGACUGAGUUUGGUAGAUAUACUAGGUUUCAGCCAUAAAGUUUGCACUGUGCUAGUUGGGAAUACGAUGCUCAUGGUUAUCUUGACUAGGAGGCCAACAUGUAAUGCCUGAUAAAC
Messenger RNA from Rhodamnia argentea, 2441 nucleotides. RefSeq names its product F-box/LRR-repeat protein 17. The transcript has 11 exons. The record is from RefSeq and is a predicted model, not a curated record. Gene Ontology annotation, molecular function: protein binding. Lineage: Eukaryota; Viridiplantae; Streptophyta; Magnoliopsida; Myrtales; Myrtaceae. Bases 89 to 1945 code for a protein of 618 amino acids.